AUGGGCGUCAUUGAACACGAAAUCGGACACGCACUUGGACUUUGGCACGAACAAAGUCGACCCGAUGCGUUGGGUUAUGUCACGAUAGAACGAGACUUCAUCCUACCCUCUUAUAUCUCUGAUUUCCUCCAACGUGACGAUGAAAUUGACACUCUCGGAAUACCAUAUGACUUGGGAUCAGUUAUGCAUUACGGUAGUACCGCAUUCAGUGUAGAUCAGAAGAGUAAAACAGUAGUCACUCGAGACUCAUUGUUUCAACAGACUAUUGGACAGAGAGAAAAGUUGUCGUUUUAUGAUGUGGCGACUAUCAAUACUGCUUAUUGUAAAGACGAAUGCAAAGCUGAAAAAACAAAAUGUGAAAACGGAGGCUAUAUGAGACCAUCCAAAUGUGCCGAAUGCUUAUGUCCCGAUGGUUUGGGAGGUGAUAAGUGUGAGAAGAAUGAAGACUCAAAAAACGCCGAGUGCGGAGGAAUUCUAGAACUUUCUGAUGACUGGAAGACUAUCGAAUCUCCGAAUUACCCUGAUCCAGGAUACGAGGCAGAUCAAAAAUGCUCGUGGCUGAUGAAGGCGCCAAAAGGAAAGCGUGUGGAGAUCGAAUUCAUUGAGGACUUCUCGUUUUUGUGCACCUCGACUUGUGUCGAUUUUGUGGAGCUCAAGAUUUCAGAUGACUUGAGGAAUACUGGAUUCAGAUUCUGUUGCUACGACAAACCGGAAAUCAGUUUUGUGUCUCAAAUCGAGACAGCUAUCGUCAUAUUCCGUUCCCAGUUAUCCACGGAUAUUGGGUUCAAAAUUCAAGUGAGAUCAACGGAUUCGGAGCCAAGGACUACAAUUGCACCAACUAUUAUUACCACUACAAUGGCCCCCGUCACCGUAGACACCCCAAAUGUGUGGGCAGACUGGGGCGAGUGGUCAAUGUGCUCCAGAACUUGUGGUGGUUGUGGAAUCCGGAGUCGUGUCAGAUCGUGUAGAUCGAAGAAGUGCGAGGGACGUCGACAAGAAUUCGGAACGUGCAAUUUGAAGGCGUGUCCGGUGGAUAAACAUUGUGCGAAGUUGUUGUCAAAUAAUCGGCUGUGCAACGGAAAAGUUUGUACGAAAAACGACAUAGCAAUAUCGUCCUGCGAUGCUCCCCAAUGUUGUCCACCAUUUGUGAAUGUCGAUGGAAUGUGUCAAUCGGAUCAGGAGAAUCAGCACGACGAGUUGUGGCUAUCCAUCUAA
Messenger RNA from Caenorhabditis remanei, 1215 nucleotides. RefSeq lists its product as uncharacterized. The transcript is spliced from 6 exons. Lineage: Eukaryota; Metazoa; Nematoda; Chromadorea; Rhabditida; Rhabditidae. Gene Ontology annotation, biological process: proteolysis; molting cycle, collagen and cuticulin-based cuticle. The record is from RefSeq and is a predicted model, not a curated record. Gene Ontology annotation, molecular function: metalloendopeptidase activity. The coding region runs from base 1 to 1215 and encodes 404 amino acids.